CACUACAUGAACAUCCAUAGUAACUACGGAAGACAUAUCACAUGUUGGUUCCAGGGACCCGACUGUGAUGAGAAAUGGAUUUGCGUUGGUCCUACACUGGCUGUAGAGGCAGCUGAAUAUAUCGUCCCUCCGCUCGAUUUAAAAAUGGGGUGCAUUCAAUCGAAAACAGUCGGCGUGGACGAACCAGCCUCCGGCCGAGCAGAACCCACAAGCAACGAUCCCAACCCUCCAGUUAAACCUCCCCAAAAGAAGAAGAAAGACACAGUACCUUCUUCGGAAGCGUUUGCUGUUAUUGAUGCGCACGCAUUGAAGGCUCCACACAGUGUCCGGUCAUCCGUGACCUCCCUAGCACAGUAUCUGAUGAAACCAGCUAAGAAUAACAUGGAGAAAGUCCGGGCCUUCUACAGAUGGAUUGCUGACAAUAUCAGUUACGACGUAUCCGGGUUCUUUAGCGGCAAUUCUGGUCCUCAGGACGCUGAAGCGGUGCUGAAACGAGGAUCCAGUGUCUGUGAAGGAUACGCCUCACUCUUUCAAUCCCUCUGCGACGAAUGCAAGAUACCUUGCAAAAAGGUCUCCGGUUUCUCCUAGGCAUUCGGCCACGACCCUGAAAGCCCCUUCACCCUAAACACACGAACGGACCACGCCUGGAACAUUGUGUAUGUCCAGGGUGAGUGGCGUCCUAUUGAGUGUACCUGGGGAGCAGGGUACAUGACAAACAACCGUGCGUACGAGAAAAAAUUUGAAGAAUUCUAUUUCCUCACCGAUCCUGAAGAUUUUGUCAUCAAACAUUUCCCAUAUGUUGACAAAAACGUGGAAACUAGUAUCCCUCUACAGCUGCUGAAAAACCCGUACACUCUCGAGAAGUUCAACAAUGCUCUUUGUCCAACGGUCGAGGGUACCAAAUGGAGGUUUGAAUGUAUAAGCCACAAAACCCAAGUUAUUACAGUGGACAAGGAAUGUGAAAUCAGCUUCAAAACCCAAAAUGUGAAACUCAGCGGAUUAAUGUGCCACCUAAAGGAGAAGAACACACAACAAGAAUACACUCAGUAUGUCCUCUUAAGGAAACAGGGAGACAAGUAUACUGCAAAGAUUACACCACCGAAAGAAAGCAAAUACAACUUUGGUAUUUAUGGCAAGCCAGAUUCGUCAUCAGGUCCUACACACAACUGGAUGAUCACCUUUGUUUUGAGGUGUCAGUCUGUCGCCAAAGAUAUCCGUCCAUACCCCGAUAAGCAAGGAUGCUGGGGUGCAAGUGACGACGCCAUUCACUAUGGCUUCACCAGCGACAUAUUGGGUAAGGAUGUGAUUACAACAUCGACUGGCGAAGCAGAGCUCCGUAUAAAGACGUCACAAUUAGUGCCCAUUUCACUGCGUCUCGCCCAAGCAGAAUUGAAUCAUGAUCUGGAUCGGUAUGUGUUUGGUUUUUAUGAAGGCAACACACUCGUCAUCAAAGCAAGAGUAUCCCAUGUUGGCUUUUACAAACUAACAUUAUUUGGACAACGUCCCGAAAACUCUGAAUCAUCUUCGCUGGACGAUGUUGCCGAUUUUCUGAUCGAAAGCAAGAAAGCUGUGAGCAACGUUCUUCCUUUCCCAAAUGCCUACACCGCUGCUCAAAAGUAUGGCUGCCAACUGCACGAGCCUCUUUCGGGGGAUCUUCCAGCCAAUCAGGAUGUCCGAAUUAAACUGAGGUCAGACAGUUUAACUACGUUAAUGGUUAACAAACAAGUUAAGGAAAAGGAAGGUAAAGAGUUUAAUUUUACCUUUAGAACGCCGUCAGCAGGCGAAGAGCUGUGUGUGUUUGGUACCUCAGGGGGAAGUUCAAGCUUUGACGGCCUUUACGUGUACAACAUUGUAUAACUCUCAAUUGUCUCUAUGGACAUUGGAAGAAAGGCACUGAACUGGCUUGAAGCUGUGUUCCUUGACCGCUUGAGAAAGUUAAGAUACUAUUGAAAAGUUUCGUCCCUUUCUUCAGCAAGACACUAAAUGUUUGGUUGUUUUCGUCCCGUGAUUAUUGAAAUAUAUUAAUGUUCAAAUUACAGACAGUCCGUCCAGAUGAUUUGAUUUACAUCCAUGUGUUUUCUUACAAACUGACAUCUGUUUUGUUCGUAGGUACGUCAGACUAUAGGCCCCCGAAUGUGCUACAAGUAUUUGAAUGUUAAACGCCAUCAGAUUUUCAGCUCAUAACAUUACGAACACAUAUGGUGUUGGACUGAAGUCGUAUUCUCUGUCAGAUGAAAACAAAUGAUGAAUUUCUAAAUUUCGUAUUUCUGAUAAUGAACCACAGCGACUUCCAUCAUGCAAUUUCCUUGAACAGUAAGCAGACAUAUUUAGUAUGAGCAUGGGAGGAUAAAUGAGAGACCUUACUGUGGGUAGGUUUGUGUCGGGGGUUUGUCAUCCAAUGACAACAGAAAUAAAUGAUAAAAUAGU
Haliotis rubra (blacklip abalone) is the source of this 2427-nucleotide messenger RNA. RefSeq names its product kyphoscoliosis peptidase-like. The record is from RefSeq and is a predicted model, not a curated record. NCBI's taxonomy places the organism in Eukaryota, Metazoa, Mollusca, Gastropoda, Lepetellida, Haliotidae. The transcript has 5 exons.